Molecule: messenger RNA, 1349 nt
Organism: Staurois parvus
Lineage: Eukaryota; Metazoa; Chordata; Amphibia; Anura; Ranidae
Source: the annotation of a GenBank genome assembly
AUGACAAGAUUUCGCAGAAGAACAUGCAUCACGUUAGGAAUUGUCCUUUUAAUUGUCUGUAGUCUUAUGCUGGCCUUGAAAUCAUUGAGGCCUGAAACAGCUGCAUUUGGGAGCCCUUUUGCAUUAGGUCUUUUACCUGAACUUCAGAAAGUCACAGUUCUUCAUGAGAAAUCCGGUGUAAAAAAACCCAAUGCUCAGUCGGAGCAAAAAACUCAAGCUAACAUGCUUGAGUUACAGAAGUCUGUUGGUAUAGAGAUAGAAAACCUGCCUGCUCCUAAUUAUAAUCUUCAUGUUUUUUUAUUAUAUGUGGUAUGGAAACCCUCAGUUUGAUGGUAAAUACAUUCACUGGAAUCACGAACUACUGAAACACUGGGAUGCUAAAAUUGCAAGUAAUUACCCCACUGGAAAACACAAUCCUCCUGAGGAUGUUGGAGCUAAUUUUUAUCCAGAACUUGGACCAUACAGUUCCAAGGAUCCUUCUGUUUUAGAAGCCCAUAUGAAGCAAAUGCAAUCAGCUGCUAUAGGCGUGCUGUCUUUAUCAUGGUAUCCACCGCAAAAUGAAUGAUGACAAUGGUGUCCCUUCUGAUGAUUUGGUGCCACAUGUUUUAGACAUAGCUCAUAAAUAUGGCCUGAAGGUUAAUUUUCAUAUUGAGCCAUACAAAGACAGAGAUGAUGUUAAUCUACGUGACAAUAUUAAAUAUAUUGUUGACAAAUAUGGAAACCAUCCUGCAUUUUACAGAUAUAAGACUAAUUCUGGCAAACAUUUGCCUAUGUUUUACAUUUAUGAUUCCUAUGUAACAAGUCCUGACAAGUGGGCUAAUUUGUUCACAGCAUCAGGAUCCCUAAGUAUUCGGAAUACGCCAUACGAUGGAAUUUUCAUUGCUUUGCUUGUAGAAGAAAAACAUAAAAUUGAUAUAAAAAGAAGUGGAUUUGAUGGACUUUAUACAUACUUUGCCACCAAUGGUUUUACAUAUGGAUCCUCACAUCAGCACUGGUCAAGUUUGAAAGAGUUUUGUGAUACUAAUAACUUGAUAUUUAUUCCAAGUGUUGGACCUGGGUACAUAGAUACCAGCAUACGUCCUUGGAAUUUUAAAAAUACAAGAAACAGAAUUAAUGGGAAAUACUAUGAGACUGCUCUUAAUGCAGCAUUAUUGGUGCGACCAAGUAUUGUUUCUAUUACAUCUUUCAAUGAAUGGCAUGAAGGAACUCAGAUUGAAGCAGCCGUUCCAAAAAAAAAUGCACAGAUGAAAUAUGAGGACUAUUUGCCCCAUAAACCUAGCAUUUAUUUGGAGAUUACCAGAAAAUGGUCUGAAAAAUACACGAAGGAACGUGAACAAUGGCUCGUUUAA